This is a messenger RNA of Chinchilla lanigera (long-tailed chinchilla), 2446 nucleotides long. RefSeq names its product XK, Kell blood group complex subunit-related family, member 6 (gene Xkr6). Gene Ontology annotation, cellular component: plasma membrane. The transcript is spliced from 4 exons. The record is from RefSeq and is a predicted model, not a curated record. Lineage: Eukaryota; Metazoa; Chordata; Mammalia; Rodentia; Chinchillidae. The coding region runs from base 725 to 2446 and encodes 573 amino acids. Gene Ontology annotation, biological process: apoptotic process involved in development; phosphatidylserine exposure on apoptotic cell surface; engulfment of apoptotic cell.
CAUAAUUUUCAGAGCCCCCACCCCCACCCCCAAAGUAAGUAAACAAGAGUGAACUGUAGAACAAGGAAAAGACACAGCCAAAAAGGUGAGACACAGCCAUCUUGAUGAGGGGGGGCGUCUAACUACACAAUGAGGUCAUCCCAUCUCCCGGAAGUGACACGUAAUCACCUGCUUUGCACUAGCUCCGCCCCUUCCCUCAGAGGUCCCGCCCCUCCGCCAGCAGCCGGGAGGGUGUUAGGGGGCGUUUCUCCAGGAGGAGAGCUGUGAGCUGCGACGCUGAGGAAGGGGACCCCAAAACGUCUGGCACUGCCCGCUCCAGGGAUCACUUUGGACCGCUUCACUCGGCCCAGCGGGAUUCUGAAACGCCGAAGGGUCAACCUGAUGGGUUUCGGGGUCAACGGAAGAGGGGAAGGGGAGCCCUGGCGGGGAGAACCCCCCGGCCCCCCGCCCAGCAGCUGAGGCACAGGAGGGCGGCCAUCUUGGCCGGGAGGGUAGGGCCGGGGAGCUGCGGGCGCCGUGCGAUUGGGGGGCUCGCCCGGAAGUGACGCCGACUACCCGGAAGCGGAGGGGGUUCCCUGGCCCACUCCCCCCCGCGUUCGUUCGCUCCCCCGCUUCCUCCCCGCCCCCCUUCCUCUCCAUUCGUUUCCCCCCCUCCCCGGUCCCUGCCUUCUCUCCCCCACCCGUCCCUCCCCCCCCAACCUCCGGAGCUGGGAAGAGAGUCAAGAUGGCGGCGAAAUCCGAUGGCGGCGGCGUGGGGGUGGGCUUCGCCCAGCUGCACAACCUGGACGAGGCGGUGGGCAGCGGCGGCGAGGAGGACGGGGAGCCCGGGGGCGGCGGCUGCGCCGGCGGCGCCCCGACGCCCCCGGCCGCGCGGCCGCAGCCCUCGCCGCCGCAGCCGGAGCGGCCGUGGCUCGACUGCCUGUGGAUCGUGCUGGCGCUGCUGGUCUUCUUCGGGGACGUGGGCACCGACCUGUGGCUGGCCCUCGACUACUACCGCAAGGGGGACUACGGCUACUUCGGGCUGACCCUCUCCUUCGUGCUGGUGCCGUCGCUGCUGGUGCAGAGCCUGAGCUUCCGCUGGUUCGUGCAGGACUACACGGGCGGCGGGCUGGGCGCCGUGGAGGGGCUCAGCAGCCGGGGCCCCCCCAUGAUGGGGGCCGGCUACGGCCGCGGCGGCCCUGGCGCGGGGGUCUCGGCCACGCCGGGGGCUCAGCGCCUGUGCCGCCUCUCCGUGUGGAUCUGGCAGACGGUCAUCCACCUGCUGCAGAUGGGGCAGGUGUGGAGGUAUAUCCGCACCAUGUACCUGGGGAUUCAGAGCCAGCGGCGGAAGGAACACCAGCGACGCUUCUACUGGGCUAUGAUGUACGAAUAUGCAGACGUCAACAUGCUGCGCCUCCUGGAGACCUUCUUGGAGAGCGCCCCCCAACUGGUGCUACAGCUCUGCAUAAUGAUCCAGAAGAACAGCGCCGAGACGCUGCCCUGUGUCUCCUCUGUGACUUCCCUGAUGUCCCUGGCUUGGGUGCUAGCCUCCUAUCACAAGCUGCUGCGGGACUCCAGGGACGACAAGAAGAGCAUGAGCUACAGAGGGGCCCUCAUCCAGCUCUUCUGGCGCCUCUUCACCAUCUCAUCCCGAGUUAUCUCUUUUGCCCUCUUUGCUUCCAUCUUCCAGCUCUACUUCGGGAUCUUCGUGGUGGUGCACUGGUGCGCCAUGGCCUUCUGGGUCAUCCAUGGCGGGACAGACUUCUGCAUGUCCAAGUGGGAGGAGAUCCUCUUCAACAUGGUGGUAGGGAUUGUGUACAUUUUCUGCUGGUUUAACGUCAAGGAAGGGCGGACUCGAUAUCGAAUGUUUGCAUAUUAUACGAUAGUCCUGACCGAGAAUGCUGCCUUGACGUUCCUUUGGUAUUUUUACAGAGACCCGGAGACCACUGACUCCUAUGCGGUGCCAGCACUGUGUUGUGUCUUUGUGAGCUUUGUGGCUGGGAUCGCACUGAUGCUCUUAUACUAUGGCGUGCUGCAUCCCAUGGGGCCUCGGGUUAAGGUCCUUGCCAGCUCCUGUUGUGCCGAGCUGCUCUGGGGCAUCCCUUUGCCUCCCGAUGUUGAGCCCAUGGCACCACAAGCCCCUGGGUACCGGGCGGCCCAGGUUACGCCCACCAGAGCCGUGACGGAACAACAGGAGGAUCUCACGGCUGACACUUGCUUGCCCGUUUUCCAAGUGAGACCCAUGGAGCCCACUACCCCGUCGGGGCGUCCUUACCCCCCAGAAGGGCCCCUCAUUAAGAUUGACAUGCCAAGAAAGAGGUACCCAGCUUGGGAUGCUCAUUUUGUGGACAGGAGGCUGAGAAGGACUAUUAACAUCUUGCAGUAUGUCACCCCCACGGCAGUAGGCAUUCGCUAUCGAGAUGGGCCGCUCCUGUACGAGUUGUUGCAGUACGAGUCUUCACUCUAA